Molecule: messenger RNA, 710 nt
Organism: Colossoma macropomum (tambaqui)
Lineage: Eukaryota; Metazoa; Chordata; Actinopteri; Characiformes; Serrasalmidae
Gene: crcp
Product: calcitonin gene-related peptide-receptor component protein
Exons: 6
Coding region: 43-480 (145 amino acids)
Biological process (GO): transcription initiation at RNA polymerase III promoter
Cellular component (GO): RNA polymerase III complex
Molecular function (GO): nucleotide binding
Source: RefSeq, a predicted model, not a curated record
UGCCCGACUGUUUACAGCAGCGGAACCGUCAAGGCCAGCGGAAUGGAAGUGAGGGAUGCUAACGCUGCUAUGCUCAGCAAUUAUGAGGUCUAUCAGCUCCUAACAGAACUGAAAGAAAAGAGAAAAGAGAGUGUAAAAAACAAGCACAGCACUGGACAGCAGAACCUUAACACAAUAAUGUAUGAGACUCUUAAGUAUCUCUCCAAGACACCGUGUGCUCGCCAAAGUCCUGAGACAGUGAAAGAGUUCCUCACUGCGAUGCUGCCACACAAGCUCACCAAAGCUGAGAAGCUGCAACUCCUGAACCACAGACCACAAACAGCAGUUGAGAUCCAACUGAUGGUAGAAGAAAGUGAAGAAAGGUUGACUGAAGAACAGAUAGAUGAGCUUAUUCAGAAGGUCACAGAUAUCCUCCCUGGAGAUCCACAGCAAGAAGAUGCUCCUGGAGAUGCUGAGAUGGAUGCAAGCACAGACCAGUGAUAGAAUUUAUGGAAAUGCCUUUUUACACAUAAUAUCCCCUGGUUUUGAAAUCUGCAUUUACAUAGUCUGGUUUAUGGGCUCUUCUUAAAAACAGAAGAUACGCUGUUGGUAGCUAAGAUUGAGGGUGAUGUUGUUGACUGGGUGCAUUUUGAUUUUCAUUACAUUAAUGAGAGUUUGUCAUGUAUGUUAUGUUUGUAUAUAAAUAAAUAAUGAAACCUGAAACAUCACAG